Messenger RNA from Epinephelus fuscoguttatus (brown-marbled grouper), 5672 nucleotides. RefSeq names its product ETS transcription factor ELK4 (gene elk4). NCBI's taxonomy places the organism in Eukaryota, Metazoa, Chordata, Actinopteri, Perciformes, Serranidae. The transcript is spliced from 6 exons. Bases 214 to 1632 code for a protein of 472 amino acids. Gene Ontology annotation, molecular function: DNA-binding transcription factor activity, RNA polymerase II-specific; sequence-specific DNA binding. Gene Ontology annotation, cellular component: nucleus. Gene Ontology annotation, biological process: regulation of transcription by RNA polymerase II; cell differentiation. The record is from RefSeq and is a predicted model, not a curated record.
GAAUGCCACAUUAUUUCCUGUUUAAAGGAUAUCGUCAGUACAAGCCAAAGGCAGUUUGAUGUAUUUUAUGUUAAGGUAUUUCCCUAGCACUCUGCGCGAAACUUGUUUCCUGACCAAUGACACAAUAGGAAGUUUUCCAGCAAUGUUUUGGGAAUAUUUCGACGUGGCUCAACGACUCGGAAAUUCAGCGGGCUAUACGAGCGAGUGAGAGACAUGGACAACUCUGUCACCUUGUGGCAGUUCCUUCUCCAGCUCCUAUUGGAUUCCAGUAAUGAGCAGCUAAUCUGCUGGACCAAUGAAGAAGGGGAAUUUAAACUGCUGCAGGCAGAGGAAGUGGCCCGACUGUGGGGAGCCCGCAAGAACAAGCCCAAUAUGAACUAUGACAAACUCAGCAGGGCUCUCAGAUACUACUACGACAAGAACAUCAUAAAGAAGGUGAAUGGUCAGAAGUUUGUCUAUCGCUUUGUGUCCUAUCCUGACAUCCUAAAAGGAGAUGUUGCUACCCGAACACAGGGCGGGGAUGUAGGUGCUGGGGGCAUCCCACACCUAUCAAAGAGGGUAGACAGUACCGCACAGGAGGGUGAGUCUGGUGACCGCAGUAGCACAGCAGCUCUGGGCUCCAGCUCCAAGCCAUCAAACCGCAACGACUACAUCCACUCUGGCCUGUACACCUCUUUUACUCUCAACUCACUGCAAAAUGGACGCCAGCUCUUUAAGUCCAUCAAAAUUGAGAACCCAGCAGAGAAGAUGGCUGACAAGAGAGGUCUCACUGCUGCACCCCAGAGCCAGGAGCAGUUGCAGCAGCCACAGCAGCCAACUGCUUUGCCAUCUGUCAUCAAGUUUGGAAACACCCCUCCAAAGCCAGCACCACCAGCGUCUAUUGAAGUGGUCAUAGAGCCGGAACUGAUGUCCAACCCCUUGGAUUCUUUGCAUGCUCCAACCUUGAGGACGGAAGAUGUUCACUCCUCCCUGCCGUCCCAGUCCGUCUACCCAUUUGAAAACAUCCGCCCAUCUGAGCCAACGUUUGGCCUACCAGACCUGAUCUCAGCCAGUCCGUCCCCAAGCCUAGUGCCUGACUCCUCCCAGGAGCUGGUGAUUGACAGCGAUAUAGAGUCUGGAUCUUCUCAGCCCACAGAUGCUCAGGCACCAGAACUCACAGAUGCACAGGAGAAGGUGGACAGUGCCAUGGGUUUGUCUGGAGACGAGACCAGUCUGGUAGACGCUGAAACCAGUUCAUCCUCGCUUAGCAGCAGCACCACAGUCAGCACUCUGAGCUCAGGAAAGACACGCAAGCCACCGAAAAUUCUGCAGAUCAGCCCACCGGCUCUGCUGGUCACCACCUCUGACUUCUCCCCCAUGAACCUUUGCAGCCCAUCUCUACCUACUGCCUCUCUCACACCAGCAAUGCUACAGACUCCCACUCUGUUGCUGACUCCCAGUCCUCUGCUGUCCAACAUCCACUUCUGGAGCACGCUCAGUCCAGUCGCCCCCCUCAGCCCAGCCACACGACGCCAGGGAGCCCACCUGUUCCAGUUUCCAUCAGUCCUCACCCCUCAGUUCCAGAUCCCUGUCCAUAGUAUGGAUGGGACCAACACACCCGGCCCCAUUUCCCCAGACCCUCAGAAGACAUAGGAUUAACCCCAACAGUAUCACCGCAUUUGGACCCAGACACCCUCCCCCCUCCUGCUCCAUCUCUUGCUCCCACAUCUAGGACAGUGAUGCAGGAGCUCUGUCAUUGCUGUUCCUCAUCACUGCGGUGCUUUAAAGUUCACUGCCACAGAACUCACACUACAGUCAGACGUGUGGAGGGAGAGUCUGGACAGGUGCUGGCCGUCCAGGUUUGAUGGAUGACCGUAACACACUGAGUUUGUUUCAGAAUAUUUACACCCUGAGGAUGCUAUCUUGUACUCAUACACACUGAUGCCAUUGUUUCUAAUGCACUUCUGGAUUCAUUUGGUCUGGCUUCUUGGGAUUCUCAGUCACAACAGUUGCAAGGAGGGAGGAGUUUCCAUGGCAACAGUUGGUGCAUGUGGAUUGGACCUUCAGCAGCGACAAUCUUCUUCAUACUUGGAGACACAGACUGUUGGAAUUACAGAUAACUGAAUCUUUACUUUUGUAGAAUUUCCUUCUUAACUUGUGGGACAGUAAAACUGCCAAAAACACACGUUAUGUUCUCAGUUGCUAAUGUGUUUCCUCCUCUGCUGACUAUGCUUCUGUUCUUUGUUGUGCUCUGUCCUUAACUUUUACCCUUGUUGAAGGGUAGUGCUUUAACCUGAUAAUGUGCAUGUUUACCUGCAGCUCUUUUAUCUUGUUCCCAGCUCUCAGCCUCGCUUCACCUGCCUGAGUGUGUACCAUUACUGCUCUGAAAGGUUGGCUAACUAAAGCCAUAUCCAUCAUGACUUUUACCUUGACGUUCUUAUCGUGACAUGUGGCCAUAAUCUGAGCUGAACCUUUAACCAUGCCUCUACGUAACUGUUCCUGUGUGUGUGUGUGUGUGUGUGUGUGUGUGUGUGUGUGUGUGUGUGUGUGUGUGUGUCUGUGUCUGUGUGUGUCUGUGUGUGUCUGUGUCUGUGUGUGUAUGUCUGUCUGUCUAUCUGUCUGUCUGUCUGUCUGUGUCUGUGUAAUACAAAAUCCCUGGAAGCCAGUGUGGCCUGGUCUGGUUCCAGCAAGUAAGCAUUCAGGUGGGAAUGAAAGAAAUAGAAGCCAUAACCCUUUUUGUGCAUCAGCUCUGCAAGCUGCAACGCAUAGAUCCUGUAUUUGUUACUGUUGUGAUGGCACCUUUUUAAAUUAACUCUGCAUUGUUAAAGGUGGUCAUCAUGUUAGGGAUUGACAUUUUGGAAAAUACACUUAAUUGCUUUCUUGCUGAGAGUUAAAGGGAUAGUUUGCUCCUAGUUUAGAGAAACAGGCUAGAGUACUGAAACAGAAGCUAAGCAGUGUACUGCUGUUGACGGGGAUGGCAACAAAAUGCAUUUAAACCACCUAAAGAAAAUUCCCACCUUAAACAGUCAGUAUCAGUUAAAGGGUUCCCAUGGUCAUGGAAAACCUGGAAAUGGCAUGAAAUUUCUCAAUCUCAUUUUCAAGGCCUGGAAAAGUCAUGGAAUUAGUAAAAAAUCAUUUAACGUUUGGAAAAAUUAUGGAAAUUUGUGGUGUAAUGACAUUAAUUCUUACAGUAUUCUUCUAUAGAAAACCUUCCACUGCUACUCUCCCAAGGCUGAACAAGUGUACAUUCUUAUGUUGCCGCAUUGCUUUUGUGAAACUUUGGUGUUUUAAGUGGUUCAUUCGUAUUCACCAAAGUUACACAAUAACACUAACUAACUAACUAACUGAUUGAAGCAGUAGACCAGCAGCUCCUGAGUUCAGUGAGCUAAAAUGUUUAUCUCAGUGGAGCCUGGUGGCUUUGGUGGGAGCCUAGAUCAGAUGGGAACUGAAGCCAUUAAUGGCUUCUGCAUCGGAAUCGGUUGUCUGACGGAAAGGUUAAGUGGUGAAAAUACUCACAAUGUAGUGUACACUUAAUCUUUUAUAGAUUUUUUUUUUUUUUAGGGUGGCUAAAAUAUGUUUUGCUGCAUACCCCAACCACAGCAGAACAUUGCUCAGCUACCCUUUCGGCACUCCUGCCACUUCUCUAAAACGAGGGCAUACUGACAGACAUCUAGUAUAGGUAAUGCAGAUUAUGAGUAAGUAACCCAUACAACCCCACUUCCAAAAAUAUGAAUUAUUCCCAUAAAUAAGAUCAAUGCCACUCUAAAUAUGUAGCUGGAUGCUAAUAAGCAGCUUAUUAGCUUAACUUAAACAGGGAAAUGGCUAGCCUGGCUCUGCCCAAAGGUCCCAUAAUCUGCCUACCAGCACCUUUAGUUCACCAGUUGACAUUAUUUAUUCUGUGUAAAACCAAAGCGUAAAAACAUUAGUUUACCAUUUAAAGUAGUGUUAUGAGAUAUACUGUUUCUUAGCUGGGAGCUUCCUGGAGUCUCAGAAAAUGCUUGCACAGUACAUUUCCACAAACCAUGACUAUGUUAUGUUGGCACGUUUCAUAAGUAUAUCAAUGUUUCUAAAGUGACGUAGUAUAUGAGCAGACUUUGUCAUCAGGAGAUGGAAAGGAUGGUGGAUGGCAUGUCAUGCCUACCAAGCUGCAGGCCACUGUUCAAGACCAACAUACAAUAAAACUGAUUGUGAUUAGCCAGUUAUUGCUGUGUUUCCAGCAACAUUUUAGUCCUCAGAUGUGGGUGUUUUUAGUGACCUGUCACUAUGUUUCUAGCGGGGAUAGUGCCAUGAAAAGCAGUUCCUUUUUACAGAAGAGAUAUUGCUGCUGUUCGCUUGCUGCCUGCUUGUGGCCAAGAAAUAGUUCCAGCACACCACAACUUGUUUUUACACGGUAACAUGUCAAUUAGUGAGCCUUGGAGGUGUUUUAAGAUGUAUUUUAUUGCCUUUGGACUGAGCCUGACUAGCCAUGUCUCUCUGUUUCUCUUGUGCCGGUUCCAGCUUCAUAUUUACGUGAGAGAAAUAACAGUUUUCUCAUAUAACUUCCAUAUAACUUCGGGUAUGUAUAUUUCCCAAAAUGUCAAACUAUUUCUUAAAGUAUAAUUUGAUCUAAAGCUGGACAGAAUAAUUCCUUAUGAAGCAGAAUCAAACCAGACCUUGAAGCCUUGAUUAUUGUCCACAGGUCAGCUCAGUUGUGUUUGUUAUAAACAAAUAGGUUCUGAUUGUUGUUGUUGCUUGCAGCGUCAGUGCAGUUCUUUGAUCUCAGACUCAACUUCCAAAUCUUAGUGACUAGACUCUGAACAGUCUAGUCUUAACCAUUGCCAAGCCUUAGCCAUGUGAAACCCAACAACCUUUAAUCCUGAGGACUGUAGAAAUCCUCUGGAACAUUGAAGCACCUUCCUCACCCUAAAACUCCCAAUCCUCCUCCAGAUGAUCAGCCAUGAAAGGUUUACACUUGUUUUUGUAAGUGACUUUGAAGCCAUAAGUCUGAGACACAGACUCAAGAGGUAGAGCCACAUUUCUAUGCUAAUAUAUGUGGAAAUUGUACAUCAUACUUGUUUACAUGAUACUUGGUUAGAACACGCUUAGGUGGUUCUUUACUUAAGUGUCCCUUUCUGACCCAGGGAUGGAUGACCAGCAAAUCUUGUGGUCUCAUGCUCAUUUUUACUCAACUAACAGACAGCCCCCUCAGCCUACAGUCUGUCACAUUGAUAUACGGUGCCUUACCACAGCCAAGCCCAAGUUUAGCUCCCACAUGUGGAUGGAGUUGUAUCAUUUAAAAGUUAGCAUAGAACUAAUGAAACACGACAGCGUUCCUGUUUGUUUUUAUGCCAUAUCUUUGCAUAGACCAAACCAGACCCCCAGAAGUUCCGAAUCAAACUUCACAGGGAUGUUUUGUGUGUGAAUACACUGCAGCUCAUGCAGUCUGCCCAAGAUUAUGUAUUGCAGGACCUUUAAUGUGCUGCAGUGUUCUCUGGGGUGUAUUCAUGUACAUACAGACAGCACAUGGGUUAUUAUUCAGAGCAUGUAAAUCUAAUGAGGCCAGUUGGCAGCCAUGUUUCUUCCCAACCUGCUUAUAAAUGUUUGUGUUAACAAAUUUACUCAAAGUAUAUGAAUAUAAAUAAAAAUUAAAAAAUAAUAAACAGGUUUCAUAUGUGUGUGUAUAUAUAUAUAUAUAUAUAUAUAUAUAUAUAUAU